Molecule: messenger RNA, 7036 nt
Organism: Dinoponera quadriceps
Lineage: Eukaryota; Metazoa; Arthropoda; Insecta; Hymenoptera; Formicidae
Exons: 16
Coding region: 801-3854 (1017 amino acids)
Source: RefSeq, a predicted model, not a curated record
CGUGUCCUCUCCGUCUCUCACAGGCGCUCAGUCCGAGUUCGACGUGCGCACGGUGCGUUUCCGCGGUCGCUUCGUUUCGCGCGUUCCGGUGAAUUUACGCAGCCCCGUCGUCGAGUACCCCGCCCGCUCACGUUCUCCUCGUGUGUUCGCUCCGUACGUCGCGCGCGAAUCGCGGUCACCGGGUCGAAUUUCGAGAACGUCGUCCCGUGGCGCGCGCCCGUCGCACAGACGUCGUGCCUCGCGUCGUUUUCGGAGCGGGAUGCGUAGGAAGCCGGCCGUACCAGCAGGAUCCUCGAUCGCGCCGCACAACUCCUGAGCUGGUGGCGUCGGAUCCUCCUUCUUGACCCGGCGGCUGCGCUGCCCUUGGACCCCGCGGAGCCGGCGAAAUGAGAUAUCCGGCGAAUAAGGGCGCGCAGUAACAAGGAUGACAAGAGGAGCCGUAGAGCGCGAUCCGCCGUACCGUGACUGAAAGUGGUGAUUUCGCGAAAGAGUUGAACGGACGACGAUCCAUCCAUAGUUGAAUCGGCCAGCUCGAUCGAUCGACCGUCGCGAAAUCGAGCGAUCGGCCAGUGUCGAACAACGUGAGAGACUCGAGAGAGACGCGCGAAAAAAAGAACUCACUCAUGGGGGAGAUCAUGGUGUGACUCGUGCGGGCCGAUAGAGAUCCCCCGGAAAGAUCGACGAGGUCAUCCGGUGGUUGUGUGGUCUCUAGUGAUCGGUUGUGUUGGUGGUGGUGCUUCAUACGUAGCUGCGAGUCGGAGACCCGUUGGUGCCUAGGUCUUGUUCUCGUCGGUUUCCUCAUGCUGGGAGUGCUGAAGCGGCGCUGGAAGCCAUCGAAACGGGCUUCCAGCGGCCGCGGACCCGACUCGCCCCUCAGCUCGGAUCUGGCGCUCGACAAGCCUCGCCCCAUACCAUCGCCCAGGCAAAUCCACCCCUUGUACGGGGAGAAAGCGGGCUUUUUGGGCUACUGCGAUACAGUCGGUAACGCAGAGAAUUUUCCACCAGCCCCCAAUAUUGUCGUCGAGGGUGGUAGAAUCGAGUUUGUUCGCCCCUCGCAAGAUGGCACGACGACACCACGCAGGAACACCAUGUCGAGGGGUUCGCAGACUUUCAACGAGCAGUCGGAGAAGUCAGAUCCCGCCAAGGAGAGCCUCGAGGAGCGGGUGCAGGAGUUGGAGCAAGCGUUGCUGGCGGAGCGUCUCGCAGCUCAACGGGAUCGCGCGACGAUCACGAAGCUGCAGCGGCAAAUUAACAAGAGGGAGGCCACGCAACGAGAUGUGGAACGAGAACGCCGGCAACGAAUGGAGGCCGAAGCUCGGGUACGCGAGGCUACGGCCGAGGCUGAGAGAGCGCGCUCGAGAGUCCAUCAUCUUCAGAGAGAGUUGGCCAGGAUGGAGGAGUCGUCGCGGGGCCUACUGCAACAGAAGCACAGGGCCGAACAGCUGAAGCAAGAGAAAACGGCGCUGACACUUUCCUACGAGGCACGCGUGCACCAGUACCAGGCGCAGAUCUCGAAGCUGCAGUUGGAGAACGAGUCGAUGCGAGGUCAGCUGCGCGGCCUGGAGGCAGCAUGCGCCGGUGAAGUGCACGCCGCGCUGGUGGCACGACUGGCGACCCUGGAGACGGAACACGCGGCCUUGGCGCGGGACGCCGACGCCCAGCGUCGGCAAUACGAGCGGUGCCUGGACGACGUCGCCAACCAGGUGGUCCGCGCCCUCCUAUCCCAAAAGGGUCUCAGGGAGGAAAUAGGCGCAUUGCAGAGACGUAUACGAGAGCUCGAGGCUCAGAAUCGAGCACUGUCGGGACUGUUGGCGCAGGCUGCCAGUCCUGGUAGCCCCACCGAACUGAUCCAAGGAAUCCUCGAGGCAGGUCCAGCUGCUCUGGUGGCCGCCUUGGGCUUGGACCCUUCUUGGGUGCCCCUCUCGAGGCCACGUUCCUUAAACUUGCAGAUACCCGUGAUGGCAGCCACCAAGUGCCGACGCAGCAGACCUCUCGCGCAAAAGCCCUCGGAGGAGGAGGGCAGCGAGAGCCCAGAGAGCGGUAACCGGGACGAAGGCUACUCGACCAUGUCCAGCGACGUUCAGGGUGAGGGCACGCGCCAAGAGCCGUCGCGCGGCCUCGAGGACCUCAAGGAGGCGACCGACGAGACCGAGGCCGACGUGUCGCCGGACGCGCGUCUCGUCGCCCUCGACGCCGGCGAUCCCGACGUCCUCUUCCUACCUCUGAACCUCACGGUCGGUAUCAAUCCGCGACACAGCUACCCGCCCACCAAGGAGCUGCUGCCCUACCAACACGUGAUGCGCAGCUUCUCCGACAGCCACCUCUGCCUCAAGCUCACCACCACCGCCAAUUUCACGCCGUACAAGCUACCCAGCCCCAUGGGAUCGUCCUCCCUGCUGCUGGUCGAGGAGGAGGGCUGGGACGCCGAGUACGUGCAACAAUGGCUCAGGCUGGACGACAGUAGGAGUGCGCAACAGCACCGAGACCUGCUCGAAUUAGAAUACGACCGGGCGGAGCUGGAGGAUUGGAGCUUCUCGUUGUCCACGGAGGACCUCGUGCAAAACGAAUCGGCAAUGUGGAAGGAGCCGGCUACAAACACGCCCGCCUUGCCGGCAAUCAAGGAGCAUAAUCCCCUGGAAUUGGAGGAGGACGCGAACGAGUGUCUGUGGAACGGUGCGAGUUAUCUCGCCGACAGGGCCGGAGGGGAACUGGUCGCGCUUCUGAUGGACACGAGGGCGACCGGACCCUGGCCGUACGCGUCGAGCCCCGGCGCAUCCUGGAGCAGCGAAGAGGGAGUGCUGGAGAACUCCAGCAAGAGGUCAUCGGCGGCGCUCUCCGGUUGCAGCGACGACCCCGACACGCCGUCGGUCGGCACCGACUUCACCAGGGACUUCUACAGACUGGUGAAAUUCGAGAGCACCAAGAGCCUGGCCAGCACGUCGUCCAGGAGCGGGAGACCGCCGCCGGACAGGGAGCAGGCGCUCCAGAGCGUCCUGUCGUUCAUCGCCGAGCAACAAAUGUACCUCGCGGAGUUACCGAACAAUCCCGUGGAAUCUCACAACACCGCGUCUCACUCGACCGAAGUUAUAGAAGUGGGCAGCAGCAGCAGCAGCAGAGGAGAUUCCACGGCGGAGGCGAAGGUCAUCGAGGCGGAGGGACCGGCCGCUCAGGAGAGCAUCAGCAGCGGGAACACGAACGAGACGAGCAGCACUGACGAGCUGCUCGAUCAGAUACAGGUGCCGCCGUUGGCACCCGAGGAGAGGAUCGUGAGCGCCGUGUCGUGUAACGGCGGCAUCUCCUACACGACGGUCGCGCCGUCGGAAUUGGGAGCCGUGCCCGAGGAGGACGAGGAAGUCGCGACCUCCUCCACGCCCAGUACAGUGGUGAGCCCGGCGCGAGCGACCCUCCUCGUGGAGGGCAGGGAUCGGACGUUGAGUUUCCACGAGCGCGCCACGUCCAAAGACGUCAUAGACGAGCUGAAUCGCAUGAUUCGGAAAGGCGAGGAUAACGCUGCGAUUGCUAAUAACGAGCCCCAGGUAGCGCUGGAGAAACUGGACCUCGCUUGCUGUUGUCCGACAGGAUGGGUUCACGUCGAACGCGACAUUGACUUCACCGACCCCAAGGCCAGAGCCAAUCUCUUAGACGUGAUGUUAGCGAGCAGCGAAAGUUCCUCGGCGACGUCGAGCAGCGGUUCGGCGGGCAGCGACUCGGGGGACGAGCCGCCCGAUUACCGUCACUUGCACAGACUGCACCGGUACCGACGACAAAAGAAAGAUGGUAGCUCCUACGCGGUGUGCUUUGAUUGUCACAAGAAAAGCUACGUAGUUCGGCUUAGUGACGAUCAGUUUCUGUAAGCGACAUGCCAAUUGGGAGGAAUACAUUCCGCCGGGACCUAUUUUUGGCCUCACACACACCACGUGAACUCUGUGUACGGCUACGACGGACUUACCUCAUUGGUUUACUAACAGAAUUAUUAACCGGAAGAGAAUCGUUCCUGGCGAAGCGCCUUCACGCAAUUCCAAUUUUCCCGUCUCGCGUCCGUCCCGCCGCCGUGUGUGUGCACGCGCGUUUAUUAUACCCGUGUGACCCACUUGGCGCACGCGCCGCCGUCCGAAAAUCUUGGGAACGAGAUAAGCGCGCGUCAAGCGUGCGGAAGGGAAGAGGGCUCUUCUCAUCGUGAUGUACAUUUUAAUCGAAACCAACGGCGAGAGGAGGAGUAUAACGUGUAAUCAAAAUAAGUCGCUCUUCCCUUCGGACACGCGAGCCGCGCUUCACGAUGAUCGAGGUGCGACCGGCUACACGUUAUCCGCAGGAAGUGCGAGUGCAAAAUUUUCAGGAAAACUAGAAAACGAGAACGUCCAAAGACUUUCGGACGAGAGCGUGCACAUUGACGUGUGUGUCAACGUCUUUUCAAAAAUUCAAGACACCUUCACGAACGACCCGUGCAUAUAAUGCGUUCGUGACGCAAGAAUAUGGAUGCUAGUACAUAGUACGCGCUAGAAAAAAAAAAUCAAAAGAAAUCCGAAGAGCCUCGUGCAUGGAAUUGCGUCAGGGUAAAUCGAGAACGCUUUACUUUCUCUCUCGAUGUGUAUACCGCGAGUGGGAUCGACAACUACUGAAUUCUUAUUGGCACGUGCAAGACCGUUUCAACGCUCUGUUGUUCUCUUCAUCCUCCUCUUUCUGUACAUCAUCUUUCUGUACUUCAUUUUCCGUAUUUCAUCUGGCCAUAGUUAUGUAAGAGGGAUCCAAUCCAUAAAAUUGUGAUUUUUGAGAUUUGUUACCGUCUUUCUAAAUAAAAAAAAAAGUCGAAGCCUAAUGGACGCCUAAAAUGAAUUAAAAACUAGUUUUUAUUUUCUAGUCUUUUAUGUCCUUUGCGUCUUUUUUAUCCAUUUUUUAAAAGUUAAACUUGUCAAUGAAAUUCUUCAUAUAAAAGAUGUGACAAUUGACCCAAGGAGUGGGGUCACAUUUGUGUGUCAAUGAAUAAAGGAGAUCGGGUAUGGAAGUCAUAUAACUCCCGUAAUAAAUAACGGAGAAUAUUCUUCUUUAUAGUUUGCUUGUGUCAUAUUAAUCAGAUGUAUGAAACGACUUACAGCCAAAACAUUGCAUGAAAUUUACAAGCAUUAAUUUGUUUCAUUGAAUGCGUGAGUAAAUUUUUUCUCGUCUCUAUUAUUAAUGUUCUGUUAGUUUUAGGAUUACUAGUCGCAAUUUCUCUUUACUUAUAAGAAGUAUUGUACUUUAUACUAAUUUUUCCAGUAUUUAGUUCAUUGCUAUUGCAAUAUUAUUUAUAAAUAUAAUCUCUUUUAUUAGAAAUGAACGUUUGAAGUGAAUUGACUCAAAUCCGAUGGGACUGGUUAUCAUGCAUUAGGAGACUUUACGUAAUUACGACAUUCUUUACGCACGUGCAUAGAAGCACACGCAUUAAUCACCGAAUGUUGUUAAAGUCAAUCCAGUUGGUUCAAUGACGCAUUUAAGUUUCUAUAAAAAAAUUUAUUAAUUUAUUAAUAUGUUUUUUAAUAAUAUAUUAAAUUAAUUAUAUAAUGAUGUAAUGUAUAAAUAUAUAUAUAAUUUUUUUAAGUUAGCUUUACAUAUUACACUGUAAUAUCUCGUUAAUUUUAAUAAAAUGUUAAAAAACCACUUUUAAAUAAACUAUUUGUCUUGUUUUCUCCACAUAAAAAAUGUGACAAUUGACUCAAAGUAUGGAAUGGAGUCAUAUCUGUUCGGCCUUGUUUACAUUCAAAUAACUUCUUUGUGCCUAAAUAAAUAUAAGUUUAAUAUUUUUUUCUUGUACCCCUAAAGGAUGUGCCUGCGUUAUAAUGUACACAAAAUCGAGAUGUUGAUAAUGAGAUGUAUGUUACAUGCAACUUUUUCUCUUAAUCAAUAUGUAAAAAAUGUGACAACCAGACCCGGUCUCCCCUACUUUUAAAGAGAAGUAAAUUGACUAUGCAUGACUUCUUGAACGAUUGUGAAGGACUUCAGUGCUGUUAAUACUUUUUAAAUCAUGCGUCAAAUUUUCAUCUUCAUUUUUCUCGAAACGUGCUUCACAUGGGUUGGAUCCUUCUUGCAUAAUUAUGGCUGUUACGUCACACGCCUGCGUCCGAUCAUCUCCUUAAUCUCAUCACAUUCCCCGAUUAAUCACGCUUUUUAUUUCGGCGCGUGUUGUGUAACCAAGUCGGACUGUUGGCUUUUUUUUCGCGAAAAUAACGCGUGUCUAAUCGCGUUCCCGUUCAUUUGUCAUCAUCAUCCCCCCGGGCGAAUCAUUAUCAUAUGCGACAGAUUACGUCAGACAAGCGGCGCGCAACGUGCUCAAGGAGCAAUCCCGUCGAGGGAGGACAGAAGCCCGAUAUUAUGUUCUGUCAAUGGAGAAAGAAAAUCUAUUGUAUCUCAAAAAAUGAAUAUUUUGGAAACGAUUAAUUGCGUAAUACUCUUCUCAUCGGAUUGAUUAGCCGAAGCUUAGCGUCACCUCUCACGAGCGAGCAGAAACGAACGAUCGUGCGCGAUUUGUCUGACGUGCAUCAUGUAUCAUUCACUCGGUCGUGCACCCGCCAAGUACCUAAAUUCCAAGCGAACGAAAAAAGAAAGAAAACGUAAAGUCCGCGGAGGAGAGUGGUAACCGGUGCGGUGGGGCGACGGUGGAAGGCGGAGGGACGAUAGAAUAUACGGACGGGAUAAAGAGGAGGCGAGAGAAAGGGAGAGGAAGGAAAAAAAUAAUAAGGAGAGCAAAAGACGGGGAGGAAAAGAGAGAAGGAGGGAGAGUGGGAAAGAGAAAGAAAAAGAGAAGAGAGAGAGAGAGAGAGAGAGAGAGAGAGAGACGUAUAUACGUGAAAGAGAGUGCUAAGCCGAGCUACUCUGUGUCUGCUAGAGCCGGUAUAGGAAGAGAGAAAGAAAGAGAAAAGAGAUCGAGUCAAGUCUGAGGCAUGUUGACCCGCUGCCCUUGGUUUCUCAGCGUCGGCGGCCCAGGCGCACCGCGUCCUCCGACUGCCGUCCACCUGGGGCUCGUCGAGGCCGUCGAUCAUCGGCCGCGGCGACGACUUCUUCG